GCAGCUUGACAGCUUCCUUGAUGUCUUGAACAACAUCUCGAGGAUCGGCCUUGCCUCACCUAUAACUCAAGGUGUCAAGCUUUCAUUAAUGGAUCACAGCGGCGUUUCUCAGGUCGGAAGCAGACCUUCUAAAUCGAAAGAUAAGGAGAAGAAUCGUAGCGUUGGCACUGGUUCGGGGACGCGAUAUAAAGAGAAAUUUCAAGCUUUACGAGAGAAGUAUGAGCUCGUUACACAGGCGCAACAACUGAGGCAGAAGGAACUGGAAGUCGCUACAGGGAGAAUGAAAGGCUUACAGGAGGAGAUUGAUAUGCUCCUGGAUGCCUUCAUUGAAAUGGCCCAUGCUUCACCUGUCCUGAGGAUCGACGAACCACCACCAGCUCAGCCAACUCGUGAAGAAUACGCCGCUCGUCGUCGUUCGUUGUCGUCAACGAGGGAUCAAACACCUCAUAGAAAUAGCGAACCCAGUUUGUUCGUUCAGCACCCUCUAGGAUCUCAUACAGCGCCACCACCACUACCACAGGCGAAUUAUACCAACGGAACUACCAACGGAAAGCGGAAACGGAGAAGAAUUACUGAAGACGAUGCUGAUACAGAAGAAGAAGCGAGAAGAGGUAGUAAUAUGGCUUUCAUAACCGAAAUAAUCAACCCUCACGAGCGAUAGCCGCAGUUCGUCCUCAUCUCGAUGAGGGCAGCAGAUCGCAUGUUCUCCCACCUAUUCCCGUUCAAAGCCUUCUUUCUGUUUUUUUUGGUUCUUCUGAAGCCUGCGGAUAUCUAAUUUUGUCUGAGGCUUUUCUCUCUUUACACGAGGCGCCUUGUUGGGUGCCUCAAAUUUCUCAAGCCCACAUUUUAUUGAAUAUUCUCGCCGUUAUUCGCACCUGUUCUAAAGAUCAUCUCUUCUAUUUUUCCCCUGCCUUAGUAGUGUACCGCCAUGUAAUAUCUAUCAUCAAAUCUCCACCUGAUUAACAGUUCCGUC
This is a messenger RNA of Marasmius oreades (fairy-ring Marasmius), 973 nucleotides long. RefSeq lists its product as uncharacterized. The record is from RefSeq and is a predicted model, not a curated record. Bases 89 to 661 code for a protein of 190 amino acids. The transcript is spliced from 6 exons. Lineage: Eukaryota; Fungi; Basidiomycota; Agaricomycetes; Agaricales; Marasmiaceae.